Annulohypoxylon maeteangense is the source of this 1353-nucleotide messenger RNA. Its product is annotated as mitochondrial carrier. Bases 1 to 1353 code for a protein of 450 amino acids. Lineage: Eukaryota; Fungi; Ascomycota; Sordariomycetes; Xylariales; Hypoxylaceae. Gene Ontology annotation, molecular function: pyrimidine nucleotide transmembrane transporter activity. Gene Ontology annotation, cellular component: mitochondrion. The transcript has 2 exons. Gene Ontology annotation, biological process: pyrimidine nucleotide import into mitochondrion. The record is from RefSeq and is a predicted model, not a curated record.
AUGUCUCACGACGAAGCCCAGAGCCCUCCGACAGGACGGUCAUCACACGAUCCCGCAGAAUAUGGGCUUUUCUCCCAUCGCUCCUCUCCCACAGUUAAAUCCACCGCAUCGCCAGCGAACAAUUCUCACCAAGACAAACAAAGCACAUUGGCUUCUGCGGUGACAGCCAUGGAACUACAUGACCCUCGGGGUCUUACUCCGUUGCAGAGGUGGGCUGCAGGUGCGUCCGACUCUCAAUUCAACGCAUUGUCGGGAGCCGUAGGUGGCUUCACAUCCGGCGUCGUCACAUGUCCUCUCGAUGUCAUCAAAACGAAAUUACAGGCCCAAGGUGGAUUUACGGCUAUAGAUAAAGGAAGAUAUGUUGGCCAUCACAAAGUAUACUCAGGCCUGGUAGGCACGGCAAGAAUCAUAUGGAAGGAAGAAGGAUUGCGUGGCAUGUAUAGAGGUUUAGGACCUAUCAUUCUUGGCUAUCUGCCAACCUGGGCUGUCUGGUUCACUGUUUACAACAAGAGCAAGGUCUUUAUGGCCGAGAAGAAACUGCAGAAGAACCAAUUCUUUAUCAACUUCUGGUCUUCGAUCGUGGCCGGAGCUAGCAGCACAAUAGUAACGAAUCCAAUAUGGGUAAUCAAGACACGGCUCAUGUCACAGUCGGCAACAGGGUAUAACAGACAAAUGUCAAUGUUCCCACGAUCGAGCAAUACUCCAACCUCCAGACCAACUAUUGAUUCGCCAUGGCAUUACCGCUCAACUCUAGAUGCCGCACGUAAAAUGUACUCCUCUGAGGGUAUCUUGUCCUUCUAUUCUGGACUUACUCCAGCCCUUCUAGGUUUAACUCAUGUUGCUGUACAAUUUCCAGCAUACGAAUUUCUGAGGAUGAAGUUCACCGGCCAAGCCAUGGGUGAGAUGACUGGCGAUGCCAAGGAAAAUCAUUGGCUCGGCGUGCUCUCCGCUUCGAUAAUGUCGAAGAUCAUGGCCAGUUCGGCCACAUACCCUCACGAAGUAAUCCGAACAAGAUUGCAAACACAACGGCGACCGACUCCCGGAAGUGAGUAUCUGCAAGGACUAGGUGUUUCCGAGUCCACACCAGGAAGUCAGAGCCAUGUUCCAAACAGCGAGCGGAACAUCAGCCUUCAACCUAAAUAUCGAGGUGUCGUUAUGACAUUCCGGACUAUUCUACGAGAGGAAGGCUGGAGAGCAUUUUAUGCCGGUAUGGGUGUGAAUAUGAUGCGAGCUGUACCAGCCGCAACGGUAACGAUGAUGACAUACGAACUUGUUAUGAAAAAUCUACACCGAGCACAGUCCGAUGGUCGACAGAAGAGAAAUAUAGAUGAGACGGCGAUACACGAACCAUAA